AUGAGUGGCAGAGUAGCACAGGGCCGCCUGCAGGUCCUCCAGAUCUACCGCCUGCUGCAGUGUGUCCAUGAGAACGAUCGGGUUCAGAUCGAGAAGAUGGUAAACCUCGGGGUGAAAAACCUCAUCAAUCUCACUGAGCCAAAGGACGGCACAGGGGUGCUUCACGUGGCAGUUUCAGCCAACAAUCAGGACCUGGUUAGCUUCCUUCUCUCCCAAGGAGCACGCCCCAACAUCCAGGACAAGAGAGGUCGCACCCCAGUCAUGUUAGCAGCUGAGCUGGGCAACAAUGACAUAGUGAUCCUGCUGGCCAAGAACCACGCUGACCUGACGCUCCAAGAUGCCGAGGGCAAAGGUGUGCUUUUCUACUGUAUUCAUCCCACCAAGCGCCACACCCGCUGCCUGCAAGUGGCGCUGAAGUGCCAGGCGGACGUCAACAAUGUGUCAACACAAGGCGCUCAUGUCUUCCAGCUCAUGUGUGAAAAAGCUAAGGAGUGCACUCCCAUGUGUCUCAUUAUGCUGGAUGGAGGGGCAGACCCCAAUGCAACAAAUCAGAAAACCGGCAUCACAGCCUUGAUGGAGGCAGCCAAAGCCGGCUCCCUGCAGCUCGUUAAAGCCAUUCUCAAAAAAGAAGGAAACCCAAAUGCCCUGGACCGACAACGCUUCACAGCAGUACACUACGCCGCCAUGGGGGGCUUUUUUGAGGUGAUCCAAGUGUUGUCUGCGUACUCGGCUGACAUGGGUGUGAUUAACCUGCAGGAUUGCACAGCAUUACACUACGCUGCUGUCACUGGGGACGCUAACUGCUGCAAAUUCCUGGCACAGAGAGGUUGUAACCCCAAACUGAAGAACCAGGAAGGUUUGCUGCCACGUCAGAUUGCCAAAGACGCCGGUCACAAAGCUGCAGCCAAGGAGCUGAAGAAAGCAGAGAAGCAAGUAGGGAAAGCCAAUAAGUCCGACGAAGUCGGCCCCAUGUCAGAUCUCUGGGCCCUGACCCUCCAUGACUGGUCCAACGAGAUUGAGACUGAUCUGAGGCAAGCCUUCGGGGACAAAUCAGACACGGUUCCAGCAGACACGUUCAUUUCCGUGUUAGAGGAAUUGAAAGCUCCAGUCGAACUGGAUCAGAUCCAAACAGUCAUCUCAACCCACGACAAGGGGAAAGACGGGGGUGUCAGCAUUAACGAUUUCAUCAAAGGUGUCAAGUACAUCAAAAAGCCGUUCCUCCUCUCCUCUUAUGUGCCCAAAAAGAAAAAGGAAAAAGGAGGGAAAGGAGGUAAGAAGAAGGGUAAAUUUGUCCUGCCCAUGCCCAUUUGCACUCUCCCACCGGAGCUCAAGCCCCGGCGACCGGACGGAGGCCCGCCACAAUUCAUGAUCGAGACAUACUACAACGGCUCAGACGUCCGUCGAUUCGACCCCGACCGCCCGCCACAACAUCCCAUAAUGAAUGACUCAGCAUUGUACAUAGAAAAGCCUGAGAAAAUCUAUAUAAAUAUCAACUACUGUGUGAAAAGUGGUGAUCUGGAGUCUCUGGACCUCGCUUUCAGUCAGGGGGUCCCUGUGGAUGUUCAAGAUCAGUUUUACAAGAGCCCGCUGAUGGUGGCAUGCUCCAGCGGAAACUACGAGGUGGCUCAGUACCUUCUGAGUCAUGGGGCGAAUGUGAACGCGUGUGACCAGUUCUUCUGGACGCCCCUCCACCAUGCGGCUCACGCUGGCCAAGUGGAGCUUAUUGAACUUUUGGUGGAGGCUGGAGCUGUCGUCGAUGCCCCUGCCCUCAACGGAGGCACGCCCCUCAUGAGGGCCAUCGAGAGCUCUCGCCCCUCCUGCGUGGACUUCCUCAUCAAAGCGGGUGCCAAUGUGAAUGCAGAGAACAAGAAAGAACAAAACUGCCUCGAUAUCGCCAGAGCUUUUGCAGACUACAGGACAAUUGACUUGGUCAAAGACAAGAUGGAUUCUUUGCCUAAACCAAAGGAGGGAAACAAGGGCAAGGGGGGCAAAACUCAGAAGGCUCUGAGGGUAGCAGGUGGUGCUGUAAUUUCUCCAGGAACUGCAUACACAUCGACUGUAACAGCAGGGAAGACUCCAACUCAAAAGGACUUGAACAGCAUCAUCCUGCGCAACACCAGCAUCACUACUGGGAAAACCAACACUGUGGAUAUCACCUUUGUGCCAAAAACGAUUUGGGGAAAGCCACCAACAACCAGCCAGUUGAUGUCAAAAAUAGAGAGGCGGAAGGAGCUCUUAUCCCUCGAGUUGGACUUUGAUGACUUCAUGAUGCCUUUCAGCCAGAACAUCCAGAGGAAGACGCUGGAGCUAGCAAAAACUACAAAGUAG
Messenger RNA from Scomber japonicus (chub mackerel), 2328 nucleotides. It is a transcript of the gene ankef1a, whose product is annotated as ankyrin repeat and EF-hand domain containing 1a. Gene Ontology annotation, molecular function: calcium ion binding; protein binding. The transcript is spliced from 11 exons. Bases 1 to 2328 code for a protein of 775 amino acids. NCBI's taxonomy places the organism in Eukaryota, Metazoa, Chordata, Actinopteri, Scombriformes, Scombridae. The record is from RefSeq and is a predicted model, not a curated record.